CUCCCAUACUCAAUCGCCGCCAGCUCCUCUUCUCGGCUUCAUGGGUUGAAGGGCGCACAAGAUCUCCCAAAGGUGAUCUUCUUCAUCGCGCUAUGGUUUGCUCUCUAAACAUGUCCGGGCUUGCCAAAGGCUCCCCCAGCCAAAGGCUCCGCGAGCGGCUGUAGUCCACUUCGUUCCACCUGCCACAGCGUGAAAGGGGCGUCCUCAGUGACUGGGCACCAGGGACUAUGCAUUUGGGACUGCUGGCGCUGGCACUGGUCUUCUUCAGCUCCAUGGGUCACGCCGAUAACCUCAAGGCCUCCAAAGCAAGAAGACAGAGACGGAUAAGCACUGAAGUUCCUCCAUCAUGUUCGAAUGGAUGUGAACACUGCUCGGAGUACAACGGCUGUCUUAAAUGUCGACCCCGACUCUUCAUCUUACUGGAGCGAAAUGAUAUCCGUCAGAUAGGCAUUUGCCUGGCCGCGUGUCCUGUUGGAUAUUAUGGCAUUCGAAAUCGGGAUAUGAACAAAUGCACACAAUGUAAAAUAGAAAACUGUGAGGCAUGUUUUAGCCGAAACUUUUGCACAAAAUGUAAGGAAGGCCUGUACUCGCAUAGAGGGCGAUGUUUCUCCAGCUGUCCUGAAGGAUUCACCGUCAACGGCACCAUGGAGUGUGUAGUCCAAUGUGAUCUAAGUGAGUGGAGUCCAUGGGGCCCUUGCAUGAAGAAGAACAAAACAUGUGGCUUUAAAAAGGGUAACCAGACCCGAACCAGGGAGCCCCUUCAGGUUCCAAGUCCUGCCACCUCCACAGGGGCCGCUCCAGCCUCGGGCUGCGUCCCGGAGAUCCAGACCCAGAGAUGUACCGUGCAGAAAAAGAUCCCAUGCAAAGGAGAAAAUAAAAAGAACCAACAGAACCGUGGAGAAAAUAGCAAGAACCGCGGACGAGACUCUAAGGAAAGAGGAGGAAACAAGAAAAGAAAGAACACUAACCGGUCCACCACUGUCCCCACCAUUACAACCAGCAUGGUGACCUAAUUUCAUCACAGCAUCAGGUGGGCUCACGAAAAGAGAACCUCUGGCUCAUCUUCAAGACUGACUGCGACAAGGUCAAAGUUAUGCGCAAACAUUUUAAAAAGGAAUAACGCUGCUACACUUAAAAUAAACAUGAUCAAUGACAAUGAGAACUGGAGGAUUGCUGUACAAAACAAUGAACUGUGUGUAAAGCUUGAGGGAACUAAGAUGCUGGCUCGGUUAAGUCCCAUGCUAUUUGCAAGAAGUGCGCGAGUGCAUGGUUAUCUUUUUGUAAGCCUUUUGUGGUUGGAGACAUGUUCCAUAUGUUCCUCUUAGACCUAUCAAUAAGGUUUCUGAACCAUAGAGGAAACCACAAACAAGGUCUACCGUCCUUACGUUGCUUAAAAAGCAUCUAAAACACAUCCGAAUCUUUUGUGGUUCGCCUAAUCCAGCUGUAAUCGCAUUCUUUUGGGAUCUCCUAAUGUUUUUGACAGGUAGCAAACAGUCUGGAGUCUGUCUCAGAGUGAAAACGUUCUGUUUUUUGUAUGUUUUUUUCUGUUGUUUAUAACAAAAGAAGGCACUGGAACUGAUAUUGUGGUUUACAGAGAGAAUGCGGAAAAAGAAGAAACUUUAAUAAUGAUGAAACUAUCCAAAUAUGAAGGGAAAUGUGUUAUUAUAUACAGUACCUAGAGACAAGCGCACUUAUAACUUACAAGCGGUUUUAUUUUUGUUUUGUUUAUUGUGGUUUUUUGGUUAGGGGACGACAAAUACAGUAUUUUCUGCACAGAAGAAGGCAGCAAUAAUAUGAGGAAUGUACAGUUUUGACGUAUGUGUAUAAAAGAUUGUGUGCUUGUGUCCGGUUUUUAUGUUUGACUUUUUGUGUGCACCUUUAUGUUGUAAGUCAAUGAGAUGAGAGAUAUUGACGGACUGUUACGGAACACUUAUCAAGACCAAGCCAUUGAGAAUCUAAACCAGCAUAAUGCUUAAGUUGCAUUGUUUAGUUACUAUCAUUUUUGUCAUUGCUCAGUUAUCAAGUUUGCAACUGGUUCAGUAUAUCAUAUUCAUAAUGCUUUGCGACAUACAAUAUCAGAGGGAGGAAGGCUGUACAUCAUACAGUUAUUUAUAUGUAGCUUCCAUUCACACUUUUCUCAGUCUGUUUGCAUUUCACAGUUUAUCCACUUGGGCUGUGUUUUUCCUAAAAGCAUUGUGAGGAGAUCGUAGAGGCUGUUGGUUCUUAUCGUUUCUAUGAAUCUGUUUAUGAUGUUUUAUGGAAAUCUUGGCCAGAUCAGUGGGUUUUCACCAUAUACAUACUCCCCUAUGGAGAAUUAUGACACCGAACAUGUCAGCUUCCGUUAAUCUUGAUGCAAUAUACAUAUUGUAUUAUAUCAGUCUGUUUCUAUAAAAAGCUACAAGGUAAAUAAACACUUAAAACAUUUGAA
Molecule: messenger RNA, 2428 nt
Organism: Danio rerio (zebrafish)
Lineage: Eukaryota; Metazoa; Chordata; Actinopteri; Cypriniformes; Danionidae
Gene: rspo1
Product: R-spondin 1
Cellular component (GO): extracellular region
Source: RefSeq, marked provisional